AUGACGGGCGAGUCGACCUACGACCAGCCCGGGGCCCAGGCCGAGGAGUGGACCCAGGUCUACGACGACUCGGGCAACGUCUACUGGUACAACCAGGCCACGGGCGCGUCCCAGUACGAGGACCCCUACGACCAGCAGCAGGGCGGUUACGACGAGGGCGGCGGGGCCGUGGUCCAGUACGACGAGUACGGCCAGGCCGUCGAGCCCUACUACGACCAGGCGCAGCAGUACGCCGAGCCGGACCCGAACGGCGACUGGGCCCAGUACCAGGACGAGGCCGGCAACUGGUACUGGUACAACCAGGCGACGGGGGAGAGCACCUACGACCAGCCGGCGUAA
This is a messenger RNA of Aureococcus anophagefferens, 339 nucleotides long. RefSeq lists its product as hypothetical. Gene Ontology annotation, molecular function: protein binding. The record is from RefSeq and is a predicted model, not a curated record. Lineage: Eukaryota; Pelagophyceae; Pelagomonadales; Pelagomonadaceae. The transcript has a single exon. The coding region runs from base 1 to 339 and encodes 112 amino acids.